AUGACGGUAGCGCAGGUUGAAUUUCCCGAGGCAUACGCGAUCUGCAAGCAGUUUACGCUAAGCGUGGCGCAAAUGCUCGAAAUCAGGGCACGGCUCAGAGGUGAAAUCGAAAAAGGUCUUGGCAAGGAGACAAAUCCAACGGCAGUGGUUAAAUGCUAUGCCAACUAUAUACACACAUUACCCACGGGUAAGGAGACGGGUAAAUUCUUGGCGCUCGAUAUUGGCGGCAGAGUCUUUCGAGUCAUGCAUGUGACAUUGAAUGGCACACCGGAUGUAGAUAUUAUAUCCAAAAGUUUUGUGGUGGAUAAGGCGCUGAUGACAGCAAGUGGUCAAAUUUUUUUUGAUUUCAUAGCCGAAUGUCUGCAUACAUUUUGCAAGGAGCUAGCUCCCGGCGUUGGUUACUUGCCGCUGGGUUUAUGCUUUGCGUUUCCCAUUAAAAAAAUUGGUCCUAACAAAGCCAUACUUACCACCUGGACAAAGGGCUUCAGUUGCCCAGAUGUAGUGGGCCAGGAUGUGGUACAAUUGCUGCAGGAGGCCAUAGAGCGACGUGGUGAUCUCAAAAUAAGAACUGUGGCCAUAAUUAAUGACACUACGGCGACGCUUAUGUCCUCCGCUUUUAGGCAUAAAAAUUGUCAAAUGGGCAUUGUGGUUGGCACAGGUUGCAAUGCUUGUUACUUGGAGGAUUCAAAGAACGUUGAGCUGCUCGAGGAAGCUGAGCGCAACAAGCAUCCAAAAACUAUUGUGAAUUGUGAGUGGGGCGCAUUUGGCGACAAUGGCGCAUUGGACUUUGUACGCACGCCCAUCGAUCAGUUGCUGGAUAGCGAGUCCAUAAAUCCGCGCAAGCAAACUUUUGAAAAAUGCACCUCGGGCUUGUACAUGGGCGAGCUGCUGCGUCUGAUACUCAUAGAGCUGCUGGAUAAAGGUGUCAUCUUUAAGAAUUUCAAGUCCGAUUUGCUGCGUGAGCCCGGCAAGCUAGAGCCCAAGUUUAUAUUUCAAAUAGAGUCGGAUUUGCCCGGGCAAUAUCAUAACACAGCUGCCGUUAUGGACUAUUUUGGUUUUCGUCGCGUAUUAAGGCGUGAUUUGGACUGUGUGCGUUAUAUUUGUCAGACUAUAACAAAGCGCUCGGCGCAGCUGGUGGCCUGUGGCAUCGCCUGUCUGAUUGACAAGGUCAAGUGCACGGACUGCAGCGUAGGCAUCGAAGGAGGUGUCUACAGAUUUCAUCCCAAUUACCACGACUACUUGUUGUACAAUGUAACGUUGCUGAUGAAGGGCGCAGCUCGAUGUGAAUUGGUGCUGUCGGAUUAUGGUGCGGGUUUGGCUGCAGCAUUGGUGGCUUCUGUUGCACGCAAGUCGGUGACUCCGCGCAUCAGAAGCGUAUUGCCCAAGGUAUAUGGUCUUACUGGAAAUAAGCCGACUAUUCGCAAUUUUUGGUCACGCAUCUGGUCCAAGUUUAGUUAG
Drosophila busckii is the source of this 1458-nucleotide messenger RNA. Its product is annotated as hexokinase type 2-like. Gene Ontology annotation, cellular component: mitochondrion; cytosol. Lineage: Eukaryota; Metazoa; Arthropoda; Insecta; Diptera; Drosophilidae. Bases 1 to 1458 code for a protein of 485 amino acids. The record is from RefSeq and is a predicted model, not a curated record. Gene Ontology annotation, biological process: glucose 6-phosphate metabolic process; glycolytic process; intracellular glucose homeostasis. The transcript has a single exon. Gene Ontology annotation, molecular function: D-glucose binding; ATP binding; glucokinase activity.